CUUAUCUCUACGGAGAGAAGUAAUAAUAUACAAAAAAUAAAUAUAAAAUCCCGCCUGCCAGCUUGCCGGCCUUACCGCCUGCUAUCCUUCACGCCAGCCUGCCUGCCGGCCAUUCUAAAUUUCCAUAAAUGGAGAACAUAUCUUCUUCAAGUGAGGCCGGGAGGACUCCUCCGCGCCGACGUCGCCGACAUGAUACGUCAUCGUCUGAGGAGGAGUUGCAUUCUGGCCAAGAAGAAAUUGCAGAGGGGAUAAUUGGGGGUGGAGGACAGGAAAUUCCACCUCGUCCCGUUGCCUCUCAGAGAGGUCCUCGAGCCUCUGCCAGAGGAAGUCGGGGAGCGUGCAGCGGUCGGGGUCGUGGUUCCAGAAUCUCCACCAGAAUGGAGGAGGAGGUCGGCUUUUUUAUAGAUAACGAGCUCCUUAUUCAGCUGGUGGAGGCGCGUCCAGCGUUGUGGGACCACACUGACCGCCGCCACGCAGACAAUCACGCAACUCUGUUCCUCUGGCACGAAAUCGGUGAGGCAAUUGUGCCGAAUUGGGAGGACCUCGGAGACAGACAACAGGAGCAGUGCCGGGCAACAAUCAUGGUUCAGUGGCAGUCCAUCAGGGACUGCUACGAGAAAGAUUACAACAAGGAACUUCGGACCCCGAGUGGUUCGGGAGGAACCUCAAGGCAGGAAUUUCGCUAUCAUUCCGCCUUGGGGUUCCUACGAAGAACCCUAGAGCUGCAAAGAUCAUCAAGCACUACUCGGGCACCCGAAGUUCCUCAGGAGGCAGUCCUUGAUGAGCCGGCCACCGCGGGUCCCUCUCGUCCUGCUCAAGGAACUGGUCAGGACUCCGAUGUUCCCCUACCUCCGCCCCCUGGUGAUGCAACGAUGGCCCAAUUAGCCCCAUUAUUUGAGGCCAUCAUCCGUCGCCAGGGGACAGGUAGGAGCCGUCAGGCGGACUACGAGGAUCUCACAAGGCUCGUUUACGAGUCCUUGAUGGGAUUCACAAAUAGAGUUGCCAGAUUGGAGGAUAAUUUGCGUCGUCUUCAGGAGGGGACGGUGUUGACGUUGCAAAUGAGUCCGGUGCAACUUUAUUUGAAUUCGUUAGUCCCCGUGAUGGAACAGUUUACGCCUGACCAAUUGUUUGAGGCCAGAAGCCUAAUGGACUGCGCCUUGUGGCAAGUGCAACACCGCCCCACAUCCUAUCUCCCACCCCACACCUAUCCCCCAUCCCAGUCCCAAACCCAUGAGCUAUUUUCUUACCACUUUUCUCCUUCUACUCCUCAUUACUAUCCUCCAACCUCUUUCACCACUCCCUCUAACCUAGCUCAGCAAACUCAAUCUCCUGCCCCAUCCUCCACUUUAAAUACUCCCACUGUUGCACUUGCCCCAACGUGCACUUAUUUGUCCACAGUUGCAGAACAGCAACAGGACAGAGGGCUCCUAACCCGUGCACUGCCCUCCACCCCCCACUCUUCUAGUCCCCCCAGGCCUGUUUUUAGGCAAUUAUAA
Messenger RNA from Bufo bufo (common toad), 1496 nucleotides. RefSeq lists its product as uncharacterized. NCBI's taxonomy places the organism in Eukaryota, Metazoa, Chordata, Amphibia, Anura, Bufonidae. The record is from RefSeq and is a predicted model, not a curated record. The transcript has 8 exons. Bases 129 to 1496 code for a protein of 455 amino acids.